AUGUCAGGCGGCCCGCGGGCUCUCCUCGGCCGAGCCCAGUCGGGGUCCCCGCCCCGAGCCCCCCCCCCGCCUCGCCGGUGUCCCCGCCCCGAGGCCCCCCCCCCGCCUCGCCGGUGUCCCCGCCCCGAGGCCCCCCCCCCGCCGGUGUCCCCGCCCCGAGGCCCCCCCCCCCGCCGGUGUCCCCGCCCCGAGGCCCCCCCCCCGCCUGUGUCCCCGCCCCGAGGCCCCCCACCCCCGCCUCCCGCCUCGCCGGUGUCCCCGCCCCGAGGCCCCCCCCCCGCCGCCUCGCCGGUGUCCCCGCCCCGAGGCCCCCCCCCCGCCGCCUCGCCGGUGUCCCCGCCCCGAGGCCCCCCCCCCGCCGCCUCGCCGGUGUCCCCGCCCCGAGGCCCCCCCCCCGCCGCCUCGCCGGUGUCCCCGCCCCGAGGCCCCCCCCCCGCCUCGCCGGUGUCCCCGCCCCGAGGCCCCCCCCCGCCGCCUCGCCGUGUCCCCGCCCCGAGGCCCCCCCCCCCGCCGCCUCGCCGGUGUCCCCGCCCCGAGGCCCCCCCCCCGCCACGUGUCGAAAGACGGAUCCGGCCGGGAAAUGGCGGCAGCGCUGAGCCAAGCGCCUCGCCUAACCUUCCCCCGCCGCCCCGGACGCAGCCUAACCCCGCCGCCCGCCGAUGGACCGGGUCGGGCCCGGGCCCGGGCCCAGCCCCACUCACGACCCAAUGCAGCCCCCGGGCCCGGUAA
This is a messenger RNA of Pristis pectinata (smalltooth sawfish), 729 nucleotides long. Its product is annotated as proline-rich protein HaeIII subfamily 1-like. The coding region runs from base 1 to 729 and encodes 242 amino acids. The record is from RefSeq and is a predicted model, not a curated record. NCBI's taxonomy places the organism in Eukaryota, Metazoa, Chordata, Chondrichthyes, Rhinopristiformes, Pristidae. The transcript is spliced from 2 exons.